UUGAACGACCGCUAAAAUUAAUCAAUUAGAAGAACGGAAUUAAAAAAAAACAGAGAUUUUGCAUAUUUAUUCAACAGCACAAAGAUGCAGCCCAAGUGCCCAACCAUGUGCCAUGUGAGCUCCGACAACAGGAAUAUAUAAUAAAUAAGCGAGGUAAAGUUGCCAAGGACAUAUAGAAGCUGGUCUGAACUUUCGCGCGGCUCCAAUUGGAAACACAUUUUAGGGUUUCAGAGCUGCAGAGAGAGCACUAAUAACAGCGAGCAGGAAUGGGGAAAGAAGAGCAGUUUGAGGUUCUAAAACUCAAGACGCAUGUGUUGAAGGUGAACAUUCACUGUGACGGAUGUAAGAUCAAAGUCAAGAAGCUUCUCCACAGAAUCCAGGGAGUGUUCUCGGUGGAAGUAGAUGUGGAGAAGCAGAAGGUGACUGUGCAGGCAAACGUGGACUCGUUGACUCUGAUCAAGAAGCUGACGAUAGCAGGGAAGCACGCAGAGGCGUGGCCUGAUGAUAAACCCAGCAACCAGGCCAAGAACAACAGCAAUAACAAGCAACAAAAGCCCGGCGGCGGCAAGAAGAGCAAGGAGCAGCAGGGAAAGCAACAGCAGCAGCAGAACAAAGUCCAGCACAAGCCGCUCCCUUCCUACAGCUCUGAUGACGAAGAAGACUCGGAUGAUGAAAAAGAAGACAACAUGCGCAUGCUCGACAAAAUCCUGAAGCAGGGGAGCAACAACCAUACUGCAAAGAAGGGGGGAAAUGGAGACGCCAACAAUAAUGCAACCAUGGCAGCUUUUCAAAGAAUGAUGAAUGGCAAUGCUAAUGUCAAUGGCAAUGUCGCAGGCAGCGGCUUCGGGCUGCAGAGCCAGGUGCCGAUGCCAGUGAACUACCAUGGUCAAGCUCAUCACCUUCCGGCAAUGGCGAGGAGCCACAACAUGCAGCAGCAGCAGCCUCAGAUGAUGUAUCUGAGGUCACCUCAGGUGGCUCCCUACACUGGCUACUACCCCAGUCCCUAUUACUACCAAAGCAACCAGCCUUACAAUGACUAUGUAACUCACUUGUUCAGUGAUGAGAACACCAGAGGCUGUGUCAUCAUGUAGUAGAAGAAGCAUAUUUACUAGAGAGUUGAGUGAUAUCAUAACUGAUGAUGAAAUCAGAAUUUGGCAGUGUGGAUGUGUAGCAUGAGAAGCUAAUUAUUGAGCAUUUUGUGUGGUUUUAGAAGUUCGAUAAGAGAAAUAAAUGAAUGCAGCCCUAAUGGCGAGCAUCCCA
Messenger RNA from Zingiber officinale, 1260 nucleotides. RefSeq names its product heavy metal-associated isoprenylated plant protein 37-like. Bases 267 to 1091 code for a protein of 274 amino acids. The record is from RefSeq and is a predicted model, not a curated record. The transcript has 3 exons. Lineage: Eukaryota; Viridiplantae; Streptophyta; Magnoliopsida; Zingiberales; Zingiberaceae. Gene Ontology annotation, molecular function: metal ion binding.